Diospyros lotus (date-plum) is the source of this 1283-nucleotide messenger RNA. RefSeq lists its product as uncharacterized. The record is from RefSeq and is a predicted model, not a curated record. NCBI's taxonomy places the organism in Eukaryota, Viridiplantae, Streptophyta, Magnoliopsida, Ericales, Ebenaceae. Bases 498 to 1001 code for a protein of 167 amino acids. The transcript has 2 exons.
CCACUAUAAAUUGUGAUCGCUUGUUAAAAACAAAUGAGCCAUUUGUCUUAGCAUACCAAGCAUUGCAAGUGUUUUAUGCCAUUGACAAUAUCACUAAAGGUUGGAAGGUUGUUUUGAAAACACAACCACGUGAUUCUUAUGACUUGCCUUUACAAAUGGAUGACAAUUGUGAUAAGAUGGAUAAUGUUAGUGAAGCGUAUCAACAAGAGGAAUCAUUCAAUUAUAAAGAGGCAAACCCUAUUUCAACUACAAUAAACAAUGAAAUCAAUUGGGCAAGGGAAAAUGUGGAGCCAAUGGCGGUUGAAGUAGCAACUAAAAGAAAGAAAAGAAAAAGAAGAUGUUAGAAAAUUCAUUUUGUCUUUUGUAAAGGUAAGUUAUUAUAUAUAUAUAUAUGUGCAUAUAUCCUUUAAAAUCUCAUUUUUCGUUACACCUUAACCCGUUGUGUGUAUUAUUUUGAACUCAGUUUAUUGUUUUUGUCUUACUCCAAGUUUAAGUAAAUGAUGCAAAAGAUCAAAGCUGGAAAAAGGUUGCCGUCCACGACAAACAAGUUUAUAGCCCCAGGUGCAUUGGGUAAGGGAUUCGAACAGGGAUUAAAACAAUUACAGUCAAGAAGAGAUUUAAAUGGUGUUGCAGAUUUACGAAGAGGAUAUUCAAAUGGUGCUACUAAAAUAAAUGCUAGAUCAGGUGAACUCACAUCCCACCAUCUUUUUGUUCACUUUGGUGAACUGUAUUAUUUUGACAAUGACUUUCAACGAGAUUGUAGCUCUUUCAUUGACAUUUUGAGUAUAUGCCAAAAAUUCAUGGACAUAUACUCAGUUGGUGUGAAAAUCUCCUAUGGGGAUGGGAAGCAACUAACUGGGGAUGCUGAUGUUUAUGCUAUGUUUAAUGACCAUAAAGGUAUAAGAGACAUCCACCUCUAUGUUGAGGAAGAUACAGAAAUGGAUGUUGUCCCUUUUAAACUGCCACAUGAUAAUCCAAGUUCUGGUAUAGUUCUCUAUUAAUGUCUACGUUCUACCAUUAUAUUUACCAUGUUCUGUAAUUUAUCAAAUGUUUAUUGAUUGUUUAUGUGUUUCAUAAUUACUAGAAUCUCCAAAGGUAACAAAUUUGAAGAUACAAGGUGAUCUCCUAGUGAACAAUAAAAUAAUCAUUACUGGCACUGUUAUUGGAGGGGAUGAAGUUGCUAGUGCAGUUCAGUGGUAUAAAACCACUACUGCACAAUUAAAUAUUCAGAAUGGUCUUGAAGAGAUCAACAUGUCUAGUACUGAAAAGGCAUGUAUAUAUUA